Molecule: messenger RNA, 3135 nt
Organism: Triticum dicoccoides
Lineage: Eukaryota; Viridiplantae; Streptophyta; Magnoliopsida; Poales; Poaceae
Product: hydroxymethylglutaryl-CoA synthase-like
Exons: 17
Coding region: 213-2726 (837 amino acids)
Biological process (GO): acetyl-CoA metabolic process
Molecular function (GO): hydroxymethylglutaryl-CoA synthase activity
Source: RefSeq, a predicted model, not a curated record
AAAUCCUUCUCGAAAAGGGCAGCGGCGAGCAGCGUAUAUAUACGGCGCGGAGCCGGCUGGGAGAGUGUCCCGCAUCCCUCCCUCCCUCCCUCGCCGCUAUCCGCUCCCCGUCCGUCCGUAGGCUCCUCCUCCUCCUCCCCCUCCCCCGUCCCGGCCGUCUCCGACCCCUCACUGCUCGAGUUUGGAACCAGGGAGGAGUAUCUAGAGGAGAGAUGGCGGCGGAGAGGGUCAAGGACGCCGGCGUCCUCGCCAUGGACAUCUACUUCCCGCCCAACUGCGUCCUCCAGGAAGAACUGGAAACUCAUGAUGGCGUGAGCAAAGGGAAGUACACCAUUGGGCUUGGGCAGGAUAGCAUGGCCUUUUGCACUGAAGUGGAGGAUGUCAUUUCAAUGAGCUUGACAGUGGUGAAGACUCUCCUGAAAAAUUAUAACAUCGAUCCAAAGUGCAUUGGACGUUUGGAAGUUGGCAGUGAAACUGUAAUAGACAAGAGCAAGUCUAUAAAGACAUGGUUGAUGCAAAUAUUUGAGGAGUGUGGCAAUACUGAUAUUGAAGGAGUUGAUUCCUCAAAUGCAUGUUAUGGUGGAACAGCUGCUUUGUUUAAUUGUGUUAAUUGGGUUGAGAGCAACUCAUGGGAUGGACGUUAUGGGCUCGUUGUUUGCACAGACAGCGCGGUUUAUGCUGAAGGGCCGGCUCGUCCUACUGGCGGUGCAGCUGCUAUUGCCAUGCUGAUUGGACCAAAUGCUCCUAUUUCAUUGGAAAGCAAAUUUAGAGGGUCUCAUAUGGCACAUGUUUAUGACUUUUACAAGCCUGAUCUUGCGAGCGAAUAUCCGGUGGUCGAUGGGAAGCUGUCACAGACAUGCUAUCUCAUGGCACUGGAUUCCUGCUACAAGACCUUCUGCAAAAGGUACGAAAAGAUUGAAGGGAAGCCAUUUUCAAUCGUCGACGCAGAUUCUUUUGUAUUUCAUUCUCCAUACAACAAGCUUGUACAGAAAAGUUUUGCUCGUUUAUACUACAAUGACUUCUUGAGAAACUGCAGCAUUGUUGACAAAGACUCAAGGGAAAAAUUGGAGCCCUACUCGGGCCUGUCAUCCGAAGAAAGCUAUCAGAGUCGAGACCUCGAGAAGGUUUGUCAGCAAGUUGCGAAGCCGCUGUAUGACACCAAGGUUCAACCAACAACAUUGAUCCCGAAGCAACUCGGGAACAUGUAUACGGCAUCGCUCUAUGCUGCUUUUGCAUCAGUUGUCCACAACAAACACGAUGCUCUGGUGGGCCAGAGGAUCGUCAUGUUCUCCUACGGCAGUGGCAUGACGUCGACAAUGUUCUCCUUCAAAAUCAACGAAGGCCAGCAUCCGUUCAGCCUAUCGAACAUCGCAAGCAUACUGGACAUCUCCAACAAAUUGGAGUCUAGGCAUGUGGUUCCGCCGAAGAAAUUCGUCGAGGCGCUGAAGCUGAUGGAGCACCGCUAUGGCGCCAAGGACUUCGUCACCAGCCAGGACACGCGCUUGCUCGUCCCAGGCACCUACUACCUCACCCAUGUCGACUCCAUGUACCGCCGGUUCUACGCCGUGAAAGGCGACGCCGCGGCAACUCCGGCCCUGGGCAACGCCGCGCUCGGCGGGGACCGGCACCGCGAGGCCGUCUGGGACGCGCUCUUCCCGGGCGCGCUGCGGGAGCUCGCGAGGGUCCGGGACGCCGGCGUCCUCGACCCGCUCUGCAUGGUGCUCGACACCUGCUGCUCCGGCGACGGCGGCCGCGGCAGGGUCGAGGAGCUCUGCCAUGAGGACCUGGGCCUGCCCGUGCUCGUCGAACUCGUCGCCACCGCCUCCCGAUUGGGGCACAAGGAAGAAUGGUUGGAGUGGCUUCUCUUCAAAAUCUGUGUUGAGGAGGAAAAGUUCGAAGCCUUGUUUGCAGCCCUAGAUUCAACUGAUGGUGGUGAAUCUGGGGAUGGGUUCAGUGCUAAGCAUGCAUUUCUUAUGGGUACAUUGUCAAAGUGUUUGACUGAACGACCUGAAGAAGUUAGUAUCUCAAACAGUUUUGCUCUUCAUGUAUUCAAUAUACUGAAGCAUGCUGCUGAGACUCUGGAUUUUACUUGCCGAGGUAGCUCUGCUCUUCCAACUGGUUGCCCUGGAAUUGAUGUCCUUGGAUAUUCAUUAGUGCUCCUGAAGGACAUAUGUGCUUGGGAACCCUCUUCAUCAGAGACUGAAGCACCUGUUGACUCACUGUUGCAGGCUGAGCCCUCCUCAUCGGGGACUGAAGCACCUGUUGACUCACUGUUGCAGGCCGGUCUGGUAAAACGCCUCUUAAAAUACCUAGGUGAGCUUGAGCCUCCAAGUACAAUCAGGAAGGCGAUGGCAAAGGAACAAGGAGAUCAACAGCCAGCCCUUGCAACUGCAAAGGUCUGCCCAUACAAUGGUUACAGGAGAGAUUUGGUGGCUGUCAUUGCCAAUUGCUUGCAUGGAAGGAAACAGGUGCAGGAUGAGGUUAGGCAGCUGAACGGGAUUAUGUUGCUGUUGCAGCAGUGUGUCAUUGAUGAAGGAAAUGCAUACUUGAGGGAGUGGGGUCUGCUAGCUGUGAGAUAUUUGCUUGAAGAAAACGAGGAAAAUCAGAAGGAGGUAUCUGAGCUUCAGAUGCAAGAACCUAUUCUAACUCCAGAGGUCGCAGAGUUAGGCCUAAGAGUGGAGAUCGACAAGAAAACGGGUCAUCCAAAAUUGGUCAAUUCCUCCUGAUGUAAAAACCUCCUAUCUUGUAUUGGCAAUGCCUGGACUUACUAUCUGGAUGCAUGUUUAACUUCAGCACAUGAUGAAGAUUUUUCACUUUGGUCCCGCCCUGUCUGAGACGAAAACCAGGAGAAACUUACGCUGGUCAUGGUUCCUCUAGGCAUCAGUGGGAGAAAUGUAAAUGUUGGAUGCUGCCGCCCCGGGGGAAAUAGGGGUUAUAUUCUCAUUAGGUACUUCUAGUUCUGGCUAUGACUACCAGAUGCAAUGUCUGCCAUUUUAAACCCUUGCGCUGGGCUAUGAUUACAGAUUCAAACAUUUUAUGCAGUGUAGACAUUUGAAAUGUUUUUGGAUCCGAACCGUUAUGUACUGUCGCACAACAGUGAUGUGGGAAUAGGCAUAUGGUUUGAUUGCCGUUUCA